GAGAGUAGCCGGGCUGUGCAGGUUGCCCAUUCAUUGUUUCCUACAGUCCAUCCUUCUGAGUCCAGCGGAAAGUGACUCCAGGCCUGACUCACCUGCCAAUUGGGGGACCGAGUCCAGAAGCCGGACCGAGAGAGCAGCUGAUCCUCGGGAGCAGUGGCCGCUGCCAUGCAGUCUUGUGCCAGGACAUGGAGACUGCGCCUGGGUUCGGGAGUCGGGGGCGGCCGCCGUCUGCCUGCGGGCGCGAGGCCGCAUUUGGUACCACGGGGCCGGGACAGCAGUAGCGGCGGCGGGGACAGCGGCGCGGCUGGGGCCUCACGCCUCCUCGAGCGCCUCCUGCCCAGACACGACGACUUUGCUGAAAGGCACAUAGGCCCCGGGGACAAAGACAAGAGGGAGAUGCUACAGGCCCUGGGGCUGGCGAGCAUUGAUGAACUGAUCGAGAAGACGGUCCCCGCCAGCAUCCGCUUGAAAAGACCCUUGAAAAUGGAAGACCCUAUUUGUGAAAAUGAAAUCCUUUCAACUCUGCGAGCCAUUUCAAGGAAGAAUCUGAUCUGGAGAUCAUAUAUUGGCAUGGGCUAUUAUAACUGCUCAGUGCCCCAGGCAAUUUUGCGGAACUUAUUGGAGAACUCAGGAUGGAUCACCCAGUAUACUCCGUACCAACCAGAGAUAUCUCAGGGAAGGCUGGAGAGUUUACUCAACUACCAGACCAUGGUAUGUGACAUGACAGGCAUGGACACAGCCAAUGCAUCCCUGUUGGAUGAGGCGACUGCAGCUGCAGAAGCAAUGCAGCUGUGCUACAGACACAACAAGAGGAAGAAAUUUUUUGUUGACCCUCGUUGUCACCCCCAGACAAUAGCUGUCAUCCAGACUAGAGCCAAAUACAAUGGAGUCCUCAUUGAGCUAAAGUUACCACAUGAAAUGGACUUCAGUGGAAAAGAUGUCAGUGGAGUCUUGUUUCAGUACCCAGACACUGAGGGGAAGGUGGAAGACUUCACAGAGCUUGUGGAGAGAGCUCACCAGACUGGGAGUCUGACAUGCUGUGCUACUGAUCUUUUAGCCUUGUGUAUCUUGAGGCCACCCGGAGAAUUUGGGGUAGACAUAGCUCUGGGCAGCUCACAGAGAUUUGGAGUGCCGCUGGGCUAUGGGGGACCUCAUGCAGCCUUUUUUGCUGUCAGAGAAAACUUGGUGAGAAUGAUGCCUGGAAGAAUGGUGGGAGUAACAAGAGAUGCCACUGGGAAAGAAGUGUAUCGUCUUGCUCUUCAAACGAGGGAGCAACAUAUCCGCAGAGACAAGGCUACCAGCAACAUUUGUACAGCCCAGGCCCUCUUGGCAAACAUGGCUGCCAUGUUUGCCAUCUAUCAUGGUUCUCGUGGACUGGAGCAUAUUGCUAGGAGGGUACACAAUGCCACUUUGAUUUUGUCUGAAGGUCUGAAGCGAGCUGGGCAUGGACUGCAGCACGACUUGUUCUUUGACACCUUGAAAGUUCAGUGUGGCUGCUCAGUGAAGGAGGUCUUGGGCAGGGCUGCUCAGCGGCAAAUCAACUUUCGGAUCUUUGAGGAUGGCACACUUGGUAUUUCUCUUGAUGAAACAGUCAAUGAAAAAGAUCUGGAUGAUUUGUUGUGGAUCUUUGGCUGUGAGUCAUCUGCAGAGCUGCUUGCUGAAUGCAUGGGAGAAGAGCUGAGAGGUAUUCCAGGAUCUGCAUUCAAGAGAACUAGCCCAUACCUCACACAUCAAGUGUUCAACAGAUAUCACUCAGAAACAAAUAUUGUCCGGUAUAUGAAGAAACUGGAAAACAAAGACAUUUCCCUUGUUCACAGCAUGAUUCCACUGGGAUCCUGCACCAUGAAGCUCAAUAGUUCAUCUGAACUCUCACCCAUCACAUGGAAAGAAUUUGCAAAUAUCCACCCCUUUGUGCCUCUGGACCAAGCUCAAGGAUACCAGCAGCUUUUCCGAGAGCUUGAGAAGGAUUUGUGUGAACUCACGGGUUAUGACCAAAUCUCCUUUCAGCCUAACAGUGGAGCCCAAGGGGAGUAUGCUGGACUGGCCACCAUUCGAGCUUACUUAGACUGGAAAGGCGAGAGACACAGGACGGUUUGUCUCAUUCCAAAGUCAGCACAUGGGACCAAUCCAGCAAGCGCCCACAUGGCAGGCAUGAAGAUUCAGCCUGUGGAAGUGGAUAAAUAUGGGAAUAUUGAUGCCGCUCACCUCAAGGCCAUGGUGGAUAAACACAAGGAGAACCUGGCAGCAAUAAUGAUUACAUACCCAUCCACCAACGGAGUGUUUGAAGAGAACAUCAGUGAUGUGUGUGCCCUGAUCCAUCAACACGGAGGACAGGUCUAUCUGGAUGGAGCAAAUAUGAAUGCUCAGGUGGGAAUCUGUCGUCCUGGAGACUUUGGGUCUGAUGUCUCACACCUCAAUCUGCACAAGACCUUCUGCAUCCCCCAUGGAGGAGGCGGCCCUGGCAUGGGGCCCAUUGGAGUGAAGAAGCAUCUUGCCCCUUUUCUGCCCAAUCAUCCCAUCAUUUCAGUAAAGCCGAAUGAGGAUACCUGGCCUGUAGGUACCGUCAGUGCAGCCCCAUGGGGCUCCAGCUCCAUCUUGCCCAUCUCAUGGGCUUAUAUCAAGAUGAUGGGAGGCAAGGGUCUUAAACAGGCCACAGAAAUUGCUAUAUUAAAUGCCAAUUACAUGGCCAAGAGACUGGAAAAACACUACAGAGUCCUUUUUAGAGGUGCAAGAGGUUUCGUGGCUCAUGAAUUUAUUUUGGACACAAGACCCUUCAAAAAGUCUGCAAAUAUUGAGGCUGUAGAUGUGGCAAAGAGGCUGCAGGAUUAUGGAUUCCAUGCCCCUACCAUGUCCUGGCCUGUGGCAGGGACUCUCAUGGUUGAGCCCACUGAGUCGGAAGACAAAGCAGAGCUGGACAGAUUCUGUGAUGCCAUGAUCAGCAUUCGUCAGGAAAUUGCCGAUAUCGAGGAUGGCCGCGUUGACCCUAAGGUCAAUCCACUGAAGAUGUCUCCACACUCCCUGACCUGUGUCACGUCCUCCCACUGGGAUCGGCCGUAUUCCAGAGAGGUGGCAGCAUUCCCACUCCCCUUUGUGAAACCAGAGAACAAAUUCUGGCCAACCAUUGCCCGCAUUGAUGACAUAUACGGAGAUCAGCACCUGGUUUGUACCUGCCCUCCCAUGGAAGUCUAUGAGUCCCCGUUUUCUGAACAGAAGAGGGCUUCUUCUUAGUCCUUUCUCUCUAGGUUCAAGGGACUUCUGUGAUGCCCCUUUCUGGAGCAUGUCACAAGCAAGAAGGAUUUGACCUCUCAUCCCGGGCUCAACUAGGGGUUUUAUAUACUGUGUAUAUUUUUGUAAUCUCUUUCAAGGUUAAUGUAAAUGCAGUUAGCAUAGGGAGUGGAAGCUGACAGUUGCAAGAUUGAUUUGCUUUGGUUCUUUGCUUCCACAUGUACCAGUUAAUUUUCAAGUUGCCUUGAUUUGGGAAUCAUUUAGGUUUUUUUGCAUAGAAAAUUCGGGGUGUGCUAGCAAAUUUUAACUUUCAGUGUGGCAAGUAUGCAGAUAUUAUAGAAGCUGUAGAGGAGGCUUGAUAGACAUUUUUGUUCCAAAUAAGUCCUUGUGGACUGGGCCACCUAUGGGAAAUCCCAGGGCGAAUGUUUACAUUUUGUACACUCUGAAGAAAUCUUUUUGCUUUGACUAAUUUGUAAUAGUAUUGCCAUUUUCCUUUUCUCUGUGUUUUUUUCUUAUAUGCAUUUAUUAGUGGUCUAAUAAAAAUGUUUCAAUUUAAAGGAU
This is a messenger RNA of Lepus europaeus (European hare), 3786 nucleotides long. RefSeq names its product glycine decarboxylase (gene GLDC). Gene Ontology annotation, cellular component: mitochondrion; glycine cleavage complex. Lineage: Eukaryota; Metazoa; Chordata; Mammalia; Lagomorpha; Leporidae. Gene Ontology annotation, biological process: glycine decarboxylation via glycine cleavage system. The coding region runs from base 166 to 3228 and encodes 1020 amino acids. The record is from RefSeq and is a predicted model, not a curated record. The transcript is spliced from 25 exons. Gene Ontology annotation, molecular function: lyase activity; pyridoxal phosphate binding; glycine binding.